AUGUCGCCGCCGGUCCCCCAAAGCCUAUUUUUGAUUGCAGCACUGUGCCGCUCUCCGCCUCCGCGACCGCGCGCCGCUCUCCGCCUCCGCGACCGCGCCCCGCUCUCCGCCUCCGCGACCGCGCGCAGCUCUCCGCCUCCGCGACCCCUGGUAGAAUUCUUAAAGUCACUUAUGUAUGCUAUCAUUUCAUCUGCAUAUAGCAAAUCUGGACUUGGAGUUCUGGCCAAUAUGUUUCUCCUUGUUUUCUAUACUUUCAUAAUUCUAGGUGACAGAUCCAAGCCCAUGGACAUGAUCUCCUGUCAACUGGCCUUCAUCCACAUAAUGCUACUCAUCACUGGAGGGGAUAUUUGGCUUUGGGACAUAUUUGAGUCACUGAACAUUGACAAUGACUUUAAAUGUAAGACAAAUUUUUACAUAAGCAGGGUGUUGAGAGGCCUCUCCAUCUGCAUCACCUGCCUCCUGAGUGUGUUCCAGGCAGUCACUAUCAGUCCCAGUUCCUCUUUGUUGGCAAAAUUUAAAUAUAAACUAAAAAAGUACAUGAUUUCUGCUUUCUUACUUAUUUGGUUUUUCAACUUAUCAUUCAGUAGCAACCGAAUUUUCUACGCUGGUGCUUUUAACAACAUUAGUAAGACCAACCAAAUGAAGGUCACUAAAUUCUGCUCACUUUUUUCCAUGAACUACAUCAUUAGUGCACUGUUUUUAACACUGACAAUGUCCAGAGAUAUAUUUCUUGUAGGAGUGACGCUGACCAGAAGUGCAUACAUGGUGAUCAUCUUGUUCAGACAUCAGAGGCAACACAAGCAUCUUCACAGCAUCAACUACCUGAGAGCAUCCCCUGAGAAAAGGGCCACCCAGACCAUCUUGCUGCUGGUGAUUUCCUUUGUGGUCAUGUACUGUGUGGACUUCAUCAUCUCAUCCACCGCAGUCCUGUUAUGGUACAAUCCAGUCAUCUUGAGUGUUCAGAAGUUUGUGAUGAAUGUCUAUCCCACAAUUACUCCUCUGAUACAAAUCAUUUCCGAUAACAGAUUAACCAAUAUGAUGAAACACAUGCAGUCUGUGUGCCACCAGAUAUUUAAAAAGGGAUAG
Messenger RNA from Microtus ochrogaster (prairie vole), 1086 nucleotides. Its product is annotated as vomeronasal type-1 receptor 90-like. Lineage: Eukaryota; Metazoa; Chordata; Mammalia; Rodentia; Cricetidae. The record is from RefSeq and is a predicted model, not a curated record.